UGUUUGAAAUCUCUCCUUCUUCCCAAAAUUUGUAGAAUCUAGCACAAAGGUAAGUUCAAACUCUCCCCUUUUUCCCCACAAUUGGCAGAAUCUCUAUAAAUUUCAGUUGUAUAUUAUAGAGCUUACAAAUUUGUUGGUUGUGGACUUCUUUUAUUUUUCAGUUGUUGAGAUUAGGGUUUGUGGUUUUAUUUUUUAUUCCACUUUUAAGUAUAUUCUUGUUGUUUUUUAGCAUGCAUCUAUGUUGGAUAGAGUAUGGAUUUUUCCAAUGUUUGGAUGAUUGGUAAAUUGGUAGACCUGGAUAAUUUUUUUCCUCUUUUGCUUUGCAAGGUUGGUAGUGCUUAGCUAUUGCAAGGUUUGAAAAAUUGAAUAUGAUAUGUAAACAGCUAGAUAUAUCUACUAUUGCUGGACUUUCAGUAACUUUAGAUAUGAAAUGCACACACCUAGAAGUUGUCUGUCACUCUCUGAUAGAGUUUGGAUGAUCAAUCUCUGUUUGUUUUUCAUGGAGCUUUACCUUGCUUUGAUUUUGCUAUAUAUUAUCCCUACCUUUAAUGGCAAGCAGAAAAAGAAAAAAAAAAAGCUUUUAAUUACUUGGAAAGUUUAUAAUUGGUUAUUCUUUCCUUUCUUCUGUUUAGUUUAUACCCCAGAACAAUUGGUAGAGAAAUACAGCAACGUCACGUUUCUUCUUUACUGUUUGAUUUUGAUAUUAGUUGUUGCAUUACAUCACUCUCUUUAUAGGUGAGAGGUGUGGAACCCCUUACAUUUUUUUGUUGUAAUGUAAUAUUGAAUUUCCAUUAUUUUAGCCAUUCUAAAAUAAAUUGAGAAACCUUUGCAUCUAGAUGUGUAGGAGAGGAGAACUUUUGCUUGCUCUUUUUGGACAAGAUCUUAGACCCUAUUGGCACAUGCUGCUAUCUUUUU
This is a messenger RNA of Rubroshorea leprosula, 915 nucleotides long. Lineage: Eukaryota; Viridiplantae; Streptophyta; Magnoliopsida; Malvales; Dipterocarpaceae. The record is from the annotation of a GenBank genome assembly.